GUGCAUGAUGGGUACGAACGCCAGCCGCGAUUUCCCGAUUAGUUCCGAAACUAUGGAGGCACUGAUUACCUGGAUGUUAAAUAUGGGAUAUCGACGUUAGGAUAUCACCUUUAUGAUUUACAGAUACCAACAAUUAUUUUUUUCACAUAAUGCCGUUAAUCUGUUGCCUGGGCGUUUUGGAUAUUAUUUCAUUAGCUAUUGCAAGCUAUAUAUCUUAAGUGUUUAUCAAAGUUUAAACGCAGCCCUGUAGGUGCAACGUCAUACGUCAUGAGAAUAAACGAGAACACCUUGUUGGAAGGGAAACAAGUCGUUUUAGUGCCGUACAAUGCAGACCAUGUACCCAGGUAUCACCAGUGGAUGUGCUCUUCAGAGCUGCAGAAGCUAACUGCCUCGGAGCCGCUCACUCUAGAACAGGAGUAUGACAUGCAGAGGAGCUGGAGAGAGGAUGACGACAAGUGCACCUUCAUUAUCCUUGACAAGCAGCGAUGGGCAGACCCUUCAUUCCAGGAGCAGGAAUGCAUGGUGGGAGACGUCAACAUCUUUCUCAUUGACCCCAAUGAGGCAUCUGUGGCCGAGCUGGAGAUCAUGAUUGCAGAACCAAACUAUAGAGGAAAGGGCCUUGGAAAGGAGGUGACCCAUAUGAUGAUGUGUUAUGGGGUCACCAAACUUGGAAUCCGCAAAUUCGAAGUCAAGAUUGGCCUGGACAACAAAGUCAGCAUUGCCAUGUUUAAAAAGUUCAAUUUUCAUGAGAUAUCCGUGAGCGAGGUCUUCCAAGAGGUAACACUGGAGCUGGCAGUGGACGAGGCCUUGAAAGAUCGGCUAAUGGAGGACAUGAGCUUCCUGCAGGAGAGGGAGUACCACAAAGCUCAGGAGAGCAGGCACAUUGCUAGCCAGCCAGUGACUUAGCAAACACCUGUCAGGCACAGAGUCAUGUUGGAGCCAGUUAGUCUUUACUUACUUCUGAGCAGGUCUGACUGAGAAAGUUAUGUACCCUUAAGCUGAUUUUGCCAUUUGAGAAUUUAAUUUUUUUUUUACCUUUUAUCAACAAACAUAUAUAAUACUCAAAUCAGAAGCAAGAAAUGAUGAAAUGUUAUUUUGUUUAGAAACUUUGUGGCAGUCUGAAAAAAACAGCUCUGUGUCCCAGGAUCAUAUUUCUGCUUAAGAAGCUGAGCACGUUACAAAAAUAAAAACGUACUCCUUU
Molecule: messenger RNA, 1201 nt
Organism: Brienomyrus brachyistius
Lineage: Eukaryota; Metazoa; Chordata; Actinopteri; Osteoglossiformes; Mormyridae
Gene: nat9
Product: N-acetyltransferase 9 (GCN5-related, putative)
Exons: 7
Coding region: 268-906 (212 amino acids)
Biological process (GO): protein acetylation
Molecular function (GO): N-acetyltransferase activity
Source: RefSeq, a predicted model, not a curated record